CCCUCGGCAAGGGACCAGAAAACAUAAUACUGCCAAGCUCUUUAACCGUAUUCCUACCUGAAGGAUAUCCGGAUACAGUCUCUAGAGAUUAUAUUUACUAUCAGGGUUGGGAUACAGUUCAAGCGUUUGCAAGCAGUAUUUCUGGAAGUUUGGCUACUGCUGCUGUAUUAGAGGGAGUUGGGGUCGGAGAUGAAACUGCCUCACCCCUGGCAGCUUCCCUGACGUGGUUGAUGAGAGAUGGAACUGGAAUGGUCGGAAGAAUUCUUUUCGCAGCUCGCUGUGGAACGAAAUUAGACUAUGACUGUAAGAAGUGGAGACUGUUUGCUGAUAUUCUGAACGAUGUUGCAAUGUUCAUGGAGAUUAUAACUCCCAGAUUUAGCCGUGAGUUGACCCUACCCGUCCUCUGCCUGGCUAGCUUGUCUCGUAGUAUAGUCGGUGUAGCUGGAGGGGCUACUAAAGCUGCUGUAGCACAGCAUCAGGCGAAGAAUCAUAACAUGGCAGAUUUGUCAGCGAAGGAUGGAUCCCAGGAGACGAUGGUUAACCUUCUAGCUCUGCUGGUCAAUCUCUGGAUGCUCCCGAGGAUAGCGAACUAUCCAGAUCUUGUCAUGCCUCUGUUUUGUGUGCUCACCCUUCUUCACAUCUUCGCUAACUACAAAGCAGUGAGUAGUCUGGAGUUUACGAGUUUGAACGAGGCACGAUUGCGCGCUGUUUUACAGGAAUUCCUCGCCUCCGGUCAACUCCUUUCCGUGGAGGAGGGAAACCUGAGAGAAUCAUUUGGAUUCACUCUCAGAUCUGAGAUAAGAUUUGGAUUAUCUCUAUCAAACCUAAAGACUGAGGAGGAUUUAGAGAAGAUGAGCGCUGCCAUUAAACUCAAGAAAAAAUAUCUUAUUCUCCUGAAACCCGGCCAGGUUUGGGUUUUCCUCUCCACGCACAGUGGGAGCAGAGACGCGUUGCAAGGAUUUCUGACCGGGUUGCUUAGUAUGAAUCCAGGGUGGAGCAAGGUUGAUCCCUCCACUAUAUUGGAGAAACUGGAGAUAAAGGGAUGGUGCACGGAUAGACUUGCAAUACAAACUGAAGGGUUUACCUUCUCAACGUUUACUGAGACAUAAAAAUAUUUAGAUUUUGUUUAAUACAGGGCUACCCAUAAAGAAUGAGACUUUAUGACGACUUGAAAAGACAUUAAAUAAUUUGACAUAGUUAGAAUAGCGAAUAUGAGAAAAAGUCUAAAUAUUUUAAAAGUUUUUGUUUUGUUUUUUGUAAAUAACUCUGUGUUACAUACACUUGUUGUGAUAUUUUACAUUGUUGUUCUUCAGCAUUUAAGUAUUUUUGAUAUAAUCAUGUUUUAGACAACAGUAUUUUGGUGAGUUUGUAAUAAACUUUGUUUUAUACACUGUUCUAUACUUUUCUGUUACUUGAUAAAUAAAAUUGUAAAAUAA
Eurytemora carolleeae is the source of this 1436-nucleotide messenger RNA. RefSeq names its product RUS1 family protein C16orf58 homolog. Bases 231 to 1109 code for a protein of 292 amino acids. The transcript is spliced from 11 exons. Lineage: Eukaryota; Metazoa; Arthropoda; Copepoda; Calanoida; Temoridae. The record is from RefSeq and is a predicted model, not a curated record.